Messenger RNA from Fusarium tjaetaba, 4668 nucleotides. RefSeq names its product subtilisin-like serine protease. The record is from RefSeq and is a predicted model, not a curated record. Gene Ontology annotation, biological process: proteolysis. Lineage: Eukaryota; Fungi; Ascomycota; Sordariomycetes; Hypocreales; Nectriaceae. The coding region runs from base 1 to 4668 and encodes 1555 amino acids. Gene Ontology annotation, molecular function: serine-type endopeptidase activity. The transcript is spliced from 3 exons.
AUGAAGUCCGCUUUCACCCUCUCUAUGGCGGCUGUCGCCAGCGCUGCCUCCUUCAGCGUCGGCACAGUCCACGACAAGGCCGCUCCCAUCCUCAGCUCCAUCGAUGCCGAGACCAUCCCAGACUCCUACAUCAUCAAGUUCAAGGACCAUGUUGAUCAUGCCGCUGCCAGCGACCAUCACAUGUGGGUUCAAGACACACACAAGCAAGGCGAGACUGAGCGCCUCGAGCUGCGAAAGCGCUCCAUUCCUUUCACAGACAAGACCUUCUCUGGCUUGAAGCACACCUUUGACAUCGGUGAUGCCUUCAAGGGCUAUGCCGGCCACUUUGACGAGUCCAUGAUCGAGAAGGUCCGAAACCACCCUGACGUCGAGUUCAUUGAGCGAGACACUCUUGUCCACACCAUGGUCCCUGUUUCGCAGAACAUGAUCACUGAGGACAAGUGCGACGGCGAGACCGAGCGACAGGCUCCUUGGGGUCUUGCCCGUAUCUCCCACCGCAACACCCUCAACUUCGGUACCUUCAACAAGUACCUCUACUCCUCCGAUGGUGGUGAGGGUGUCGAUGCCUACAUUGUUGACACUGGUACCAACGUCGACCACGUUGACUUCGAGGGUCGUGCCCACUGGGGUAAGACCAUUCCCUCUGGCGAUGCCGAUGAGGAUGGCAACGGUCACGGUACUCACUGCUCCGGUACUGUCGCCGGUAAGAAGUACGGUGUUGCCAAGAAGGCCAACGUCUAUGCUGUCAAGGUCCUCCGAUCUAACGGCUCCGGAUCCAUGUCCGACGUUGUGAAGGGUGUCGAGUUCGCUGCCACUAGCCAUCUCGAGCAGAAGAAGAAGGCCAAGGACGGUAAGCGCAAGGGCUUCAAGGGCUCUGUCGCUAACAUGUCUCUUGGUGGUGGUAAGACCCAGGCUCUCGAUGCCGCCGUCAACGCCGCUGUCCGCACUGGUAUUCACUUUGCUGUCGCCGCUGGCAACGACAACGCUGAUGCUUGCAACUACUCCCCCGCUGCCGCCUCUGAGCCCGUCACCGUCGGUGCCUCUGCUCUCGAUGACAGCCGUGCCUACUUCUCCAACUACGGAAAGUGCACUGACAUCUUCGCCCCCGGUCUGAACAUUCAGUCCACCUGGAUUGGCUCCAAGUACGCCGUCAACACCAUCUCUGGUACCUCCAUGGCCUCUCCCCACAUUGCUGGUCUCCUCGCCUACUACCUCUCUCUUCAGCCCGCUGAGGACUCCGAGUACGCCCUUGCUUCCAUCACCCCCAAGAAGCUCAAGGAGAACCUCAUCUCCGUCGCCACUGAGGAUGCUCUCUCCGACAUUCCCUCCGACACCCCCAACCUGCUCGCCUGGAACGGCGGUGGCUGCAGCGACUACAAGAAGAUUGUUGAGGCUGGUAGCUACAAGGUCAAGGCUGCUCCCUCUUCUCGCGUUGAGGAGAUCAAGCACGCUGUCGAGCAGGAGGUCAACCUCGUCUCUGGCAAGCUGACCACUGGUGCCAAGGAGCUUGGCUCCAAGGCCGAGAAGUUCUCCAAGAAGAUCCACGAGCUCGUCGAUGAGGAGCUUGAGCAGUUCCUCAAGGAGCUCAACCUCUCUCGAAAGAAGAAUCGCCGCCCACUGAGUCGAAGCAAAUCCACCAACUCUGUCACCCGCAGUCCCAUCCGCGAUCUCGAAUCCAUCAAUGCUGCCAGGGCUGAACGAGAUGCCAACAUUGCUGCCGUAGUCUCAUAUCAACGGGCUCAAGACAGAGACAGUAGUGAGGGAAUGCUAUUUCCACGGGACCCUGCGAGCUUCUACCCUGACAGGAGUGAUGGCACUGGCAGCGUCAUCAGACACAGCCUGGAGCGGACUGACAGUGCUCUGAGCGGCCAUGGCAGAUCAAACAUCACUCGACAGAAAAGCGUCCGCUUUACCGGGCCGUUAGCUCACCCACGCAGGAAUUUUGCACCCAGAGCGAAUGGUGGAAGAGAUUCUCCGACAAAAGCAACUUCCGCGAUCCAUGCUUUCGGGGACGCAAACGCCAGACCCUCACCCACGCUGUCGUUCCAAGACGAACGACCAGAUAACUUCUCCCUUACCCGACGUUACCUAGAGACGCUGCAGCCACCCGACUCGUGUUACCACCCAGAAGAAGAUGCUGCUUCGAUGGCCGCAACCUACAAAAAGGUCAGGAAGUCCCGGUCAAUGGUGACUUCCUCACAUGCAGAGACAGGGACAAUUUCUAGCAAGACUUGGUCUGCAAGGACUCGCCAGCCGCCUCCAGUUCCUCGACUUCUGCCUCCGAAUAGCGAAAAUGAACAGCUAAAGGCUGCGAUGCCCCCCCAUGCCAGUCUUAGAGCUUCUACAUCAAUGAGCUUCCUCAAAACCCGGCGACGGCUGGCGGCGUCACGUUCAAGCAGUCGUGGUGAUGAUCAUGACCUGGCAGUUCAACUUGCUAGAGAGAAAUUUCGACAGAUACAAGAACAGGAUGCGAAAAAGAGUCAAGCGUCUACUUUGCUACGCCCAAAGCACACACAAAGCGAAAACUCUCCCUUCCGAAAGUCGAUGCGCAAUAACAGCAACAACACAGCAGUCUCGGCCCUUUCCACCAUCUCAGCUUCAAAGCAGAGAGGCAUCCGAAAGACGGCGCGCAAAGUGUCUCAUGGUCUCAGAUCGCGACUGCGGGGGCUCUUUGGCAGAGGAAAGAGUUCCGAGGACUCGGGCCAGCAUGAACACGAACAAGUCGCGGCGGAGAAGGAUUCGGAUGCAGAAAGUUGCUUGCACCUCGGGGACGUUGAAUCGACCGAAGAAGCCUCCAUGUUUCAUGUUACAUCGCAUGUUCCUUCUUUGCACGACGUACCGUCCAACCAGCAGCUCAGGUCUCGCAAGGGUAGCGUUGAAAGCUUUGGAGACGGCGACCAGCAUAUUCCUGAUGACAAGUCUCGUGUCACCAGCUGGACGAACUCGAUGACAAAUACAGUCACAAGCCAUGGGACUAUUGGAGACUGGGAGAGGCAGCGCCUCUCUGUGAUCAAAGAGAAUGGCACGCAUAUUCCGUCAUCAGCUCGAUCGAUCGAAUAUCUGGAGCAGCAAACUAGAGACAUGAUUGCAGACAUGUCGGUUGAUAGCGAAAGAGUCUACUCAGCCCUUAUGGAGCGACUCGCACGCAAGGAGCCGACGGAUAGAAUCUUGCAGUCUCAACCAGGAUCAGUCAAGUCCAGAGUAACGAACACCGGAGAUAGUGAUGGGCAAUCCGUCAACAGACAAUGGGAUUGCUCCACCAUUCGGUGCGUUCGGCCUGAUGAUAACGUUUUCAGGGACAAUAAAGAUAAUUCCUCUCGAAGCUCAAGCUCAGCCACUGAGGUCCCCGAGCACGAGAACAAGCACCAGCCCCAAGCCGAUCACACAUCUACAGUCCAACACACAGAUGCAUUGGAUUGGAGCGACGAUAGGACUCACUCUGAGAGCGAGCGUACUAGUGUUCUACUCCAAGGCCUGGAACCUCACAAGACGAUCACCCAGAGGAGCUCUGCAUUUUUCGCAAGUCCUUCUUGCCAAUCGUUCCGUUCCCCAAGUCCUUAUCGUCGUGCUCUCAGAGCAAGCCAGGUGAACUCUGAAGAAGAACAAGACGCUUUCCAGGGAUCACGAUAUCUACAUUCGCUAUCGACCUUGUGCCUUCCUACGCGUCAAGACAGUAGCCCUUCUUCAGGUAAGGACCUGCAGGUGGGAGAUGCGGAAAGUGUUUACUCUUGUGCGGGCGAUGAUGCAAACCCGAUGCAUUCAGCUUCGGAGAACACCGCGAGACAGAAUGAGACCUGCAUCUACAAUGAUCCCGUACCGCCAUUAGAGACUCCUGCUCGAAUGUCAUAUCGUCAACACCAACGAGAUACAUCGACAGCCAGCUCUGUAGAAUGGAAGACCUGGCUUAGCUCAAAAGUGUCACAGCUUGAAGCACCUUUGACACCUAGCAAGCGAGAGAAAUGGAACGACGUACUUCCAACACUGGGUCACGUUAGGGAAGACGCUUCUAUAGGCUCAACACCUGAGCAUUUUACACCUGCGAAGGAUGGGACAACGAAUCGCAGCCCUCUGGGCAACGUCAAGGGCAAUGCACAAACCUUCCAAGGCGCAGGCAGUCCGACGCGAUCAACGCGACAAGUCUUGAUAGGAUACGACGAGAAUGCAGCACCGAGUUACAAAGCCAAUACUUAUACCAAGGAGCGGCCCCCAUCUAUACCGCCCAGGAGCACGUUGCGAGCGGUGCCAUCUCUGCCAAGUGUCGGCCCAAGAGGAUACAUCCCAGACGCAGGCUUGGUGAAGGAGAUGCCGCGUAUGCGAUCACUAAACACAAUAGGACGUCUCAAUUCGACCCCAGAGGAGUCUAUAAACAAGAGACGGUCCCGGACACGAGUGACUGGUUGGCAAGGCUCACCAACCAAGUCAAGUCCUGGGGUUCGUGCCCAACCUCCCAGAACCGGAUCACCUGCUCUUCGAGGAGACUUUGGCUUGAAGUAUCCGAUCAGACCUCAGACAGCAGAGAGACAGCCGGGAGAUAUGAUGAGGGAUCGAGAGUCUGAUGCUCAAGCGAUGGGUAGCAAGACAAUGGUGGAUCUGUUUUUGAGUAGCCGGCGGAACCAAGGAGACGGUAGGAGUAGUGGAUUUGGUAGUUCACCAGCGGCGUUUCUUUGA